AUGAGUAGCAAGCUUUUCAACCCCCCAGACGGUCCUCCCCGAGUCACUGGAUCUAUUUAUGAGGAGUUGAGAGGGCGGGGCACCAAUGUUGAUCUCGAAGAAGGGGUUCACUUAAAUGUCGACGAGGAAAACCUCCGAGAACACUUUGAUGCUGUUGAUGCGGAGGUCUUGACUACCGGCGACAGUCGAAUGACUGCUGAUAGUGCCGCUGGCAAAGUGGACAGAUAUCACCCCACUCAACGCAACACAACUACGGGAUGGCCAAACAACGAUGACGACCCAGACAACGAUGUUCCUGCCUCGCUCUUGGUGGAACCUAAUGAGAGAGAUGAGAGAGAGCUCCAGCAACAGCCCAUACGAGAGCGUGCCAACCGCCCAUCCCAUUCUUCACUACCUCCAAGCGGACCUCGGAAACAAGCACAAUGGGGCGCCCCGGCGGCACAUCGGCGCCUCCAUCAGAACGAAGCCCAUGGACAGUCACCUGGGUCACAACCAAGAUCAAUGAUGGCAGGCAUCUUCCCGGGUGGACGAAAAGAGAAGGCUUUGUGGAAAUGGGUCAACACCUCAAACCUCGACAGCUUCACACGCGACGUAUACGACUAUUUUGAGGGAGGGGGCUUGACUUGCAUCCUGUGCUCGAAUGCCCUGUGGCUACUGUAUUGUGACACCAGCACUCAGUCUCUGCCACGUACUCUCUGCUGA
Drechmeria coniospora is the source of this 702-nucleotide messenger RNA. RefSeq lists its product as uncharacterized. Bases 1 to 702 code for a protein of 233 amino acids. Gene Ontology annotation, biological process: autophagy. Lineage: Eukaryota; Fungi; Ascomycota; Sordariomycetes; Hypocreales; Ophiocordycipitaceae. The record is from RefSeq and is a predicted model, not a curated record. The transcript has a single exon.